AUGUUGAUUGCUAAUCUAUGGAUACAAGCUGGUUUGGUCAAUGGAUCAUUAGGACAAAUCAGAUCCAUUAUCUAUGAUACAGAUUCUAGACCUCCUGACUUGCCAAAGUAUGUGGUCAUUGAAUUCAAAAAUUAUUCCGGCCCUCAUUGGGACAAUGCAAAUCCAAAAUUUGUCCCUAUACCACCUAUCACUCGAGGCAGUCGCACCCAGCUCCCCCUUGCAAUGGCUUGGGCCCUUACUAUUCACAAAUCCCAAGGCCUCACUUUGGACAAAGCAACAGUCGACAUUGGCAAAGCUGAAAAACAAGGGCUGACCUUCACUACACUAUCACGAGUGAAGUCUCUUCAUGAUCUAAGAAUAGAAUCACCUUUCAGUUUUGAAAGAUAUUCAAAAUUACAAAGCAAUGCUUAUACAGCUAUGAGGAAAAAAGAGGAAAACAGAUUGACUGCUCUCUCCAUUCAGAUAUCUGCAUCGCCUCCCCACCAACAACUCUAA
Messenger RNA from Cryptomeria japonica (Japanese cedar), 495 nucleotides. RefSeq lists its product as uncharacterized. The record is from RefSeq and is a predicted model, not a curated record. Bases 1 to 495 code for a protein of 164 amino acids. The transcript has a single exon. Lineage: Eukaryota; Viridiplantae; Streptophyta; Pinopsida; Cupressales; Cupressaceae.